Molecule: messenger RNA, 772 nt
Organism: Onychomys torridus (southern grasshopper mouse)
Lineage: Eukaryota; Metazoa; Chordata; Mammalia; Rodentia; Cricetidae
Product: 60S ribosomal protein L7a-like
Exons: 1
Coding region: 7-723 (238 amino acids)
Biological process (GO): ribosome biogenesis
Cellular component (GO): ribonucleoprotein complex
Source: RefSeq, a predicted model, not a curated record
AGCAAGAUGCCCAAGGGAAAGAAGGCCAAGGAGAAGAAGGUGGCCCCGGCCCCCGCCGUCGUGAAGAAACAGGAAGCCAAAAAGGUGGUGAAUCGUUUGUUUGAGAAAAGGCCUAAGAACUUCGGCAUUGGGCAGGACAUCCAGCCCAAAAGAGAUCUCACACGCUUCGUCAAAUGGCCUCGUUACAUUAGGCUGCAGCAGCAAAGAGUACCUCCUGUCAUUAACCAGUUCACACAGGCCUUGGACAGGCAAACAGCUACCCAGCUGCUCAAGCUUGCCCACAAGUACAGGCCAGAGACAAAGCAGGAGAAAAAGCAAAGGAUGUUGGCCCGUGCUGAGAAGAAAGCUGCUGGCAAAGGGGACGUCCCAACUAAGAGAACACCUGUCCUUCGAGCGGGGGACGUAGACCCCAUUGAGCUGGUGGUCUUCCUGCCUGCCCUGUGUCGAAAGAUGGGGGUCCCCUACUGCAUCAUCAAGGGAAAGGCCAGGCUGGGGCGGCUGGUGCACAGGAAGACAUGCACCACUGUAGCCUUCACACAGGUUAACUCGGAAGACAAGGGUGCUCUGACUAAGCUGGUGGAAGCUAUUAGGACCAAUUACAACGACAGAUAUGAUGAGAUCUGCCGCCACUGGGGAGGCAAUGUCCUGGGUCCUAAAUCUGUGGCUCGGAUUGCCAAGCUGGAAAAGGCAAAGGCCAAAGAACUCGACACUAAAUUGGGUUAAAUGUACACUGCUAAGUUUUCUGUACAUAAAUAUAAUUACAAACUUAUCU